AUGGGCUCUUUCAACUGCUGCUACCGGCUGAAGGGAUUCCACAGCAUCCUUCGCCUCCCAAUCCUCAGCAAGAGCGCUUUCCGCUACGAAAAGUCAAGAGACGAAUGCCUGUUGAUGGCAUACCUGGCGCGGCACACAUCCAUCCCUCUUCCGAAAUUGCUCGCAGCCGGAACCUGCGACAUGGGGCCUUAUAUGGUGCUGUCUUUCGUCGAUGGCGCGCGCUUGUCCGACUUUUUGAAGGACCCGUCCACUGAAGACGCCCCCAUCACGCUUCAACCCAAUAUUGAUGAUGCCCUUCUCUAUCGCGCAUAUCGGAACAUGGCCUCCCUCAUGCUCCAACUGUCCAAAUGCCGAUUCAGCCAUAUCGGGGCCCUUGGUCAAGAUGAGCUGGGGAACUGGCUGGUGACAAAGAGACCUGUCACCUUGAAUAUGAACCAGCUGGUCUCGUGCGCCAACUAUCCGCCUUCGCGACUGCCCCCCAAAGAACGGACCUUUGCGAGUGCAAACGAAUACUUCACUGCGCUGGCCGAGAUGCACAUCAAUCAUCUCCAGACGCAGCGCAACGACGCCAUUGAAGACGCGGAAGAUUGUCGCAAGAAAUACGUGGCAAGACAUCUCUUCCUCAAGAUCGCCCGCACUUUCUCAAAGGAGCAUAACGAUGGGCCGUUUCCCUUGUACUGUGAUGAUUUACGGCCAACAAAUGUCAUAGUCAACCCUGACCUAGAUGUUUGUGGAGUGAUUGAUUGGGAGUACUGCUACGCUGCGCCUGCCGAAUUCACGUACUGUCCGCCUUGGUGGCUUCUCUUGACGCACCCGGAUGACUGGACGGAUGGUGAUUUGGGCUCAUUUCUCGAACAGUAUCUGCCCCUUUGCAGGCUGAUGGCCGAGUCGCUCGAAAACGGCCACUUUUGGUUCUGCCUAGCCGCCACAUCCAGCUUUGGAGACUUCACUACCCUCGAAGAUCGAGUCCGUCUUCUCGCCCAGCCAGAGCAGGAUGAGCUGGCUUCCUUUGUCGAACAUAAGAUGCUGCAGGCAGAGGACUCGCAACUAGAUGAGCAUGUGAGUCCGCACGAGAUGUUUACUGCCUGA
Molecule: messenger RNA, 1089 nt
Organism: Emericellopsis atlantica
Lineage: Eukaryota; Fungi; Ascomycota; Sordariomycetes; Hypocreales; Bionectriaceae
Exons: 3
Coding region: 1-1089 (362 amino acids)
Source: RefSeq, a predicted model, not a curated record